Liolophura sinensis is the source of this 720-nucleotide messenger RNA. RefSeq names its product E3 ubiquitin-protein ligase PDZRN3-B-like. Gene Ontology annotation, cellular component: plasma membrane signaling receptor complex. The record is from RefSeq and is a predicted model, not a curated record. Gene Ontology annotation, biological process: regulation of canonical NF-kappaB signal transduction. Gene Ontology annotation, molecular function: zinc ion binding. The transcript has 2 exons. NCBI's taxonomy places the organism in Eukaryota, Metazoa, Mollusca, Polyplacophora, Chitonida, Chitonidae. Bases 1 to 720 code for a protein of 239 amino acids.
AUGGGAUUCGAUGUCGAUAGAUUCGCAAAUCGUGUGACAGACGACAAAAAGUGUUCGUUAUGCCAAGGGGUGUUGGAGCAUCCGGUGAGAACAACCUGCUGUCAUGUUUUCUGCUGGGAUUGCAUAUUCCCCUGGGUGAAACGUCAUGGGAAGUGCCCAAAAAACUGCCGUGCCUUAAAGACAGCAGACUUGGACCAGUUUGUCUUGUUACCCUUAAAGCGGGAAAUAUCCAAGAUGUUCGUGCGGUGCGAUUUUGUGGAUAGGGGCUGUGAAGCAGUUGUUAGGCUGUCCGACUUGGCAUGUCACACUCAGAGUUGUCCAAAACGUCCGGUUCAGUGUAGAAACGCCGGCUGUGGGUUUACGAUUGAUCGCGCGGACCUUCAAACUCACGAGCGAAAAGAGUGUGACUUCCGGCCAGUUGGCGCCUGCAUCAAAGGAUGUGAGCUUGUGCUGCUUAAAAAGUCUGCCACGAACCACGACUGCAUGAAAGCGUUAAGAAAACUUGUUAGAGAACAGGAGGUAAAAAUUGAGACUAUGGAAGCUGACAUGGCCACCCUCAUAUCUAAAUACCAUCGACGUGAAAAAAUACUCCUGUCCCAAAUUGUGGAACUGAAAAUUCAAAAUCGAUUACAAUCCUUAAAAUUUUCGUAUGAAGCUGUUAAAAUCAAUGGGAGCCUAAUUUGUCGAUGUCUUCACAGCCAGAUGUCAAACAUCAAUUAA